Messenger RNA from Pararge aegeria (speckled wood butterfly), 1119 nucleotides. It is a transcript of the gene Agpat2, whose product is annotated as 1-acyl-sn-glycerol-3-phosphate acyltransferase alpha. Gene Ontology annotation, molecular function: 1-acylglycerol-3-phosphate O-acyltransferase activity. Lineage: Eukaryota; Metazoa; Arthropoda; Insecta; Lepidoptera; Nymphalidae. The transcript has 8 exons. Gene Ontology annotation, cellular component: membrane; endoplasmic reticulum. Gene Ontology annotation, biological process: phosphatidic acid biosynthetic process. The coding region runs from base 165 to 974 and encodes 269 amino acids. The record is from RefSeq and is a predicted model, not a curated record.
UGUGGAGUGGAUGUUUUUUUGAAUUGUGCCGUUUACAUGCGCAGGUCGCGCGCGGCUUUCACUUUAAAAGUUCCUAUAUUUUAAAAUAGGAAAUUUUAUAUAUAUUUCGAGUGAAGUGAAUUUUUAUUUUUUUCAUGCUUUUAUAAAUGUGACUGUAAGAAAAGAUGGCUGCCUUUAACGUUAUAUUUGGGUGUGUAAUGGCACUCCUUAUUAUCUUAUUCACAAUAAGUUCAAUCGCCAGAUAUUAUAUUAAGUUUACAUUAUUCGUCGUGUUAUCACUAGUGUUUGCAUCUGCACCUCUGCCGCUGAUGUUCUUCAGACCUUUUAAUCCUAAGAACGCAUUAAUACCAGCGGCAUUUCUCCGGCUUACAGCACGAAUGCUCGGCAUCCGUUGGACAGUGCGUGGUCUCGAAAACGUUGACGACUCCCGAGGUGCGGUAGUUCUGCUUAACCAUCAGAGCAGUCUUGAUUUAUAUGUACUGGCAGUGCUAUGGCCGUUAAUGGCGAGGUGCACUGUGGUGUCGAAACGUGAACUACAGUACCUGGUGCCCUUCGGUACCGCCUCCUGGAUGUGGGGUACGGUGUUCAUAGACAGAGGUGCGAGCACUGCCCGCUCGGUGCUCAACAAGCAGUCUGAGGCCGUCAAGAACCACAAGCGUAAACUGCUGUUGUUCCCCGAGGGUACGCGGCACUCAGGUGACAAACUGCUGCCGUUCAGAAAAGGCGCGUUCCACGUGGCGCUGGACGCUGGAGCUCCUAUUCAGCCGAUCGUGGUCUCCAAGUACCACUUUUUGGACUCUGAACGUCAUAGAUUUAAUUCAGGUGAAAUAAUCAUAACAAUAUUGCCUUUAAUCGAAACGGAGGGUACAAAUAAAGAAGAUAUUUCUACACUGGUGGAGACUGCGCAACAUAAAAUGCAAGAAGAAUUCAGCAGGACGUCGGCGGAGACAUUUACGAUGCACUCUAUGCAUUAGCAGUAGUUAGAAGGUAGUAACUUAUUAAACGUUAAACGGGGCUGUGAUAAUGUCAAAUGUAUGUGGUGCUAAAAUAAUAUAAACAACCAUUUGUUGAAACACUGUGUACACAUUUAAUAUAUUACAAUAAAUUAAACUAAUAAAA